Molecule: messenger RNA, 7321 nt
Organism: Ceutorhynchus assimilis (cabbage seed weevil)
Lineage: Eukaryota; Metazoa; Arthropoda; Insecta; Coleoptera; Curculionidae
Source: the annotation of a GenBank genome assembly
GUUGGCAAUGGCAACAAAAGAUAAUGAGGAGGAGCGUAAUAAUUUGGGUUUUGUUAUUUCCUUUUUGAGAGGCCUAAUUUAAACAAAAGUGUCAAUUUAGUGAAAAAAAAAAAAAUUGUUGAAAACUAGGUAAUUGGCGAUUCAAAUUUAACUAGUAGAAAAUGGAUUCCGAAGAAGAAACCUACGAUGAUGUCGACUCUGGAAACGAAUCUAGUGGGGAUGAUGUUGAUUUUCCUAUGGAGGUUGAAGUUACAGGACACAGAGAAAAGCAAACUGACUCUGAUGAUUAUCCUUAUGAAGUACUCAGCACUGAGGAAAUUGUACAAGACAUGGUGGAUUCCAUUAAAGAAGUUAAUUCUGUUGUAGAGAUUCCAGCAACUAUAACCCGUAUACUUCUAAACCAUUUCCGAUGGGACAAGGAAAAACUUAUGGAAAGAUUCUAUGAUGGCGAUCAAGAUCAACUUUUUAUUGAAGCAAGGGUCAUAAAUCCUUUCAAGAAACUCAACAUCGCUACCAGAAUGAAAUUUACUAAGAAAACAACAAAUGGAACCGAAGAAUGUGAAAUCUGUUUCAUGAUAGUACAUUCAUCUCACAUGACAGGGCUGGAAUGUGGCCACAGAUUUUGUGUUCAUUGCUGGUGUGAAUAUUUGACUACCAAAAUCAUGGAAGAAGGCGUAGGACAAACAAUUGCCUGUGCGGCACACGGAUGUGAUAUCUUGGUUGAUGAUGCUAGUGUGAUGAGGUUGGUCCGUGACUCCAAAGUUCGCCUGAAGUAUCAACAUUUGAUUACAAAUAGUUUCGUUGAAUGCAACCGUUUACUAAGAUGGUGUCCAUCUCCGGACUGCAGCAACGCAAUCAAAGUGCAAUACGUUGAACCACAUCGAGUGACUUGCAAGUGUCAUCACACCUUUUGCUUUUGUUGCGGCGAGAAUUGGCACGAUCCCGUCAAGUGUCAUUUGCUUAAAAAAUGGAUCAAAAAAUGCGAUGACGAUUCAGAAACUAGCAACUGGAUUGCUGCAAACACCAAAGAAUGUCCUAGGUGUAAUGUGACUAUAGAAAAAGAUGGUGGUUGUAACCAUAUGGUUUGCAAAAAUCAGAAUUGUAAGGCUGAUUUUUGUUGGGUUUGUUUGGGACCUUGGGAACCGCAUGGCAGUUCUUGGUAUAAUUGCAAUAGGUAUGAUGAAGAUGAGGCAAAAGCCGCUCGCGAUGCCCAAGAAAAAUCUCGUUCGGCUCUACAACGGUAUCUUUUCUAUUGCAAUAGAUACAUGAAUCAUAUGGCAUCACUAAAAUUCGAAAAUAAGUUAUAUGCCUCAGUGAAAGAAAAGAUGGAAGAAAUGCAACAGCAUAAUAUGAGCUGGAUUGAGGUCCAGUUCUUGAGAAGGGCUGUGGAUAUUCUGUGUCAGUGUAGGCAAACUCUUAUGUACACAUACGUGUUUGCGUACUAUCUGCAGAAAAAUAAUCAAUCUGUGAUUUUCGAAGAUAACCAAAAGGAUCUUGAGAGCGCUACUGAGACACUAUCGGAGUAUUUGGAGAGGGAUAUAACGUCUGAAAAUUUAGCUGAUAUUAAACAAAAAGUGCAGGACAAGUACAGGUACUGUGAUAGCCGAAGAAAGGUGCUUCUCGAACAUGUUCAUGAAGGCUAUGAAAAGGAAUGGUGGGAUUAUAAUGAAUAAAAUUCAUUUUCCGUUCCGUUCCGUUAUCUAAUUUUAGAUAGUAUUUAUUCUUUAAAAAUUGCCUUGUUACCUCAACCCUGUGGAACAAUCUUCAUUUACUAUUUAUUUAUUAUACUGCGCCAUUUCGCCGCUUCUAUUUCAUAUUCUUGCCAAAACGUUCAAAGCUCUAGUAUCUAUAUUUUGCUGACAAAUACAUUUUUUUUUUUUUAAAUUCAUGUAACGAUAUGAAAUAGAGGUGGGGCGCACCACCGAUAUGUAUUGUUAUUUUUAGACCAUGGUCUAGAUUUUCACAAGCACUAGAUCAGGAAUUUUGACUGAUUUAUUCAGAUUUAAUUUGUUGAUUAUAUUAUAUUUUCAUCUAAAUACAUUUGUAAUACCUUUUAUUAGAUACUUUUCUAGGUAAAUUUUAUUAUUUAUUUGUUAUAGUAGGUAAUUUCUCGAUUUAAUGAGUUUGUUUCUAUUUUCACUGCAACAGAAAAUAUUUUAAAUUAAAUACUUAGAUUUGUUACAAAAAAAAACUUCUAAGGAAAUUUAGAUUUAAGUGGUAGAAAAAAUAUUAUUUGAGAAAAGUUUUACAUGCAUUGCUACCUCAGGUGGCACACAUUUAAUUCCUACAAUUACAUUUGGGUUUUCCUUUAGAUGUAAAAAGUAAUAACUACUCUGGCUAGUGGUUUUACCAUGCCUGGUGAUACAAGAGAAAAAAGGAAAACCGGAAUGUGGAAAUUAAAGGUGGACCCUCACAAUAUGUGACUGUGUCACAGAGUUGUUGACCAGUUUUGCAUGUUUAAAAUAGAAACUGCGUUUAACCUUCGUCUUCCCGGGUGGGGUACAAAUGUACUCCAGAAAACAAUUUUUCUAGCAUAUUUUCCCAAAAAGUGCAUAUUUUUUGUGACUAAUUUUAUUUUGUGUCAGUGAGGGCUUGGCACAUAAUUAGUGAUCAUCAAAAAUUUUCUAUUUAUUUAUUUUUUAGAAAUAAUAAUUUUUGAAUAGCGUGGGGCACAUUUACCCAAUGACAUACUCCACGUGGGAAUCUGUGGCUACUCUAUCAAGUAGUCACCUUGCAGGAAAUUUGCAGGUUGGAAAUAGAUUUCCAACCUGCAAAAUUCAGAAAUCACGAUAAUAAAGCUAAUCAAGAAGUAUCUGUGCAACAGGAAGAGAACGAAAGUUUACGGGAAGUAGAAGCCAGAAAAAUGAUUUAUAAGUCGCAAGCAUUGGUCGAAAAUACCAUUUGCUAUUUAUUUUUUUUCCCUAACUGUACUCUAUAGAUUGAUUUUAUCUAUUAUAACUGUUUAGUAUAAAUAAAAUCAUGUUUAAGUAUCAGAAGUAUCAUUUUUAUCAUGGGGUGCGAAUGUACCCCACGUGGGAAUCUACAUAAUUUUUUUUGACGUGGGAAGACGAAGGUUAAAUAAAAUUAAAGUACAAAUAUCUACAUGCGAUCCAACUGACACUGUCGAUGUGAGAAUCCACCUUAAUUCGAAUGCAGCUAAUGUGACAUUAUGUACUGCUACAAAAUACUCGUGCACUCCUGUGACAUUGUUACAAAUGAAAAAACUAAAUUUGGUAUGGAGGUCGCAUUUUCGUGAAUGUCCAGAUUGAGCAACUGUGGUUGAAAAACUUUGCCAAGUUUUCAAUAUUUAGAGAAGUUUUUAUUUUACUUUUUAUUUUUCUUAUUUCUAAUUAACGUUUUUGACUUGAAGUGCGAAGAGAGUAGGCAGCUAAUGCAACAUUAUGUACUGCUACAAAAUACUUGUGCACUCCUGUGACAUUGUUACAAAUGAAAAAACUAAAUUUGGUAUGGAGGUCGUAUUUUCGUGAAUGUCCAGAUUGAGCAGCUGCGGUUGAAAAACUUUGCCAAGUUUUCAAUAUUUAGAGAAAUUUUUAUUUUACGUUUUAUUUUUUUUUAUUUCUAAUUAACGUUUUUGACUUGAAGUGCGUAGAGAGUAGGAACUGUUGGCUCUUUUUUUGAAAAAUAGUUGCGUUCUGAUUUUAUGUUGUAGAGUUUUUUUGUGUUCAAAAUCGUCCAUAUUGUUAAAUAUUUCUAGUCAAACUUGAUACCCUUGUAUGUAGAGUGCUUUGCCUUUGUUGGAACCGCGUGUUCGUUUGUUUUCACCUUUGUUAAUUUUAAAGGUUAAAAACGCACACGAACAUUGCAUUUGUGGGUUUAAAUGUUGCUGAGGUAUAGGAAUUAUUCAAUUAUCAACCCCUUUUUUAAAAUUUUGGCAGGGACUUGGAAUUCUUUUGUUUCUCAAUGGCAGAAUAAUUAUUUUCGCUUGUGAUACAUACAUACAAUUGAAGAAUUUGAUACUUUGUGCACUCUGACAUGGUUGUUUUGAGAAUAUACGGAAAAAAAUUAAACGACACAAUUUAUUGAAAAAACUCAAAAAACUGAUAUCAUCUCAGGUUAAGGUAUAGUGCCAAUUUUGUGAAUUUUCUUAAAUCAAUUUGUUCUUUUAUGUUAGGUGUGGAGUUCAACAUCGUGCAGUACCCACAGUAGAAGAUUGAAGUGUUUUCAAUCCCUUCUCGAAAUAAGCUAGAAUAACGAUUUCAUUCACUUUUUUGAGGUUUUUGUGCAAACACCAAUAUUUGAACCCUUUGUAGCAUUUUCAUAUUGUGUUGUUGGUUUUUCUGGGCAAAAUGGUUGCAGCUGCGGAAUGAGCUGCAUCUAUAAUAUCGAGAGGUACAAAUUCUUCUGCAAUUUUCAUUUUGAAUCAAUAUUUUUGCAGUAUUAUGCGGCGUAGAUCAAACUGGAAAAAAACGUUAAAACAUGCCAUUAUUUAGUCAUCUUUUUUCCUUGGCAACCAAAAAAAAAACGGGCUGUGCUGCAAUACAAUUUCCUUGUAAAAUUAAUUUUGAUAUUACCCAAAAUUAUUUCCAUUCUGUCUGUAGAAAAUAAAAAAAAAACGUUUUAUAAAACUCGAGUGCGAAAUUUCUUUGGUGCUUUCGACUGAUUUUUUGUCACGGCUUACACCUCGACAAAAAACUGUCAUUAUCAAGGACCAGAGUAUUAUUUCAUAAAUAACUAUUUUUUCGAGAAAAUAAUCACAAAUUUUUAAUUUUAAGUAGUACAUAUUUGACGGGGCUCUAUGGAUUAGAAUAUCUAAUAAAAGCUACAGUGACUUAAUAAACCUUCACCUACAGUGGCGACAACAGAGGUCCGGCCGCCCUUCCUUUUGGGGCUUACCUUUUGCUAAUUUUAAUUAUGAGUAUAUAGGAUUUAAAUAAACAUCCAUAAUAAAAAAUUGAAAACAACGUAUUUGAUGACUAUUUUUAAGGACAUCAAAUAGGUUGUUUUCAAUUUUUUAUUAUGGAUGUUUAUUUAAAUCCUAUAUACUCAUAAUUAAAAUUAGCAAGAGGUAAUCCCCAAAAUGGAGGCGUUUUCAAUAUGAAUAUAUAGGAUUUUAAAUAACCAAUCAGAAAAAGGAGGGCAGUUGUCGCCACUGUGGUUUAAUAGAUAGAGUCACUGUAAUAAAAGCUAACUUUAGUUCCUAUAGUGAUCUAUUUGUAAAAGAAUGUACAUAUAGUAGUAAAUUAUAUUAAAACUUUCUUGUAAAUAUAUUUUUAGGAUCUGAUUAGAAGGAAAGGCAGGUUUUUUAAAAAACUUAAGCAAAAAUUAAUUUGAUGACUCUAACUAUGCAAUAAUGUUUCCAUAAUAAUUAAAAAUUAAGGCUGCACCAAUUUGCAAUAAAACAUGAAAGCAAAAUUGCUGGUUCAUCUGCAGUCCUAUAUAAGGACACUACAAAUAAAAAGCAGCAAAUUAAUUUAUUGCACGACAAAUAUUAAUUUGGAAGUUUGAAUAAUAUUUUGUUAAGAACGCAACAGUAAAUAAUGUUAUUAAUAUUCCUAUCCCUACAGCAAUUUUUUUCUGAAUGAGAAAUUUACGAGUUUUUGCCGGGUGUUCAUUUUAGGUUACGCAUCUGUCAUACAUGUAAAGUUGUUCAGAUAAAUAAAUUAAGAAAAGUUGCCUAGGCAACGGAUCUUUGAAAUUUCCGUUGUUUUAUUUCAACUUUGUUUUAUACUGUGAUUAUUUGUUGCGAAAACUGUUUGUUUAGGGGCGACUCUAAAGGGUGGUUCGUCAUUUUGUUUUCGUUUUUAAAGAUAAAAUGAUGAAAUUUGGAACAGGCAUGCAUUCUUUGACGCAUUUAUUUGCUUUCUAUUGCUUCGAGUUUGAAUGGAAAUUUCCAUACAUGCAGUUUUAUUUUUAAACGGUACCUGCUACUGGUAUAUUUACAUAUACACUUAAGUGCAUAGAAAUCGGCCCACUGCUAACUUUUGACUUAACGAAUUUUUUUUUUAGAAACUAUUCAUAUGAUUAUUAUUAUAAUACAUAAUUCUAUCUCAUAUUAGAUGAUAAUAAAUUGUUUUUCAAAUGGCGUAUGUAUUUGUUUUUUUAAUCUCGUGGAGUUUCUAAAAAAAAAUUGUUGAAGUCAAAAGUUAGCAGUGGGCUGAUUUCUAUGCACUUAUUAAGUGUAUUUAAUUGAUGCUUAUUUUGGUAGACUCUAACAUCAUAUUUGUCACUUUUUAACCUGAAUUUUUCAAGUGAUUUGAAAUAUCAUUUCCCAUCUGGAGUGCAAACAAACAAACAAAAAAAAAAUGCAAAACAGAAUGAUAAUGACCAACCAUUGUUCCAUUUAGAAAAUAAAUCGGAUAAAGGUAAUAGAGGAUUCUUCCAAUUGUAGUUGGAGUUAUUGAAGAAAUUUAAACCAACAACAAGAACUGAUUUUUCAUAAAUGCCUACUAACCUUUUCAGCACAAUUAGGUACCGGAGGAUAUGAUAGGGGUCAAAAAGUGAUAAAUAGUACUUUUUGUGCUGAAGGCAAACACGAACCUGCUGUCCCAUUUAAAGCGGAAGUGAUAGAAAACAAAUAAGUGCUUGUUAAUGUACCUAAUAUGGUCAUGGAGGUACCACGUUUUAUUUGCUUAUGUUUAAUUAUUUUGCUAUUGUAAAAGUAUUAAGGUCUGUUCCAACAUGUCAAAAACCACCUCCUGAACGGUUUCAAAACCACUGUGUAUACGAACUCAGGAUUCUAGACACAAAUUGUAGGUUUUGCGCACAAUCGUGAUGGUAAAUUGUAUGGUUUCCUAUUAUGUUGGAACAUUGAAUCAUUAUUUUAAAACGUCAUUCAUAUUCAAUACGCAGAAACUUAUUUUUGAUUUUUGUAGUGGGUACAAGUACUGAUUUGGAAUAUUUUGCCCAAAAGCUUCCGUUGAAAAUUGGAAAAAAUCUUCGAAUAGACAAAGGUUUAGCUUUUUUCGAGCUGAUUUUAACUACCUAUUUUAUUGAGUUUUAUUCUAAUAGUUAGAGAUAAAAACGUAAAAGCCUAUGAGUGUUCAGGAGGUUAUUUAUUAUUAUUAGUUAGCAAAUUUCGUUAUUGUUUUUUUUUUUUUUUCAUCUAAUAGUAUAUUCUAUUUUAUAUUAUGUAUCUUAGUAUUUUAUUAGGCAAACAAAAAGGACGGAGAUUCGUUUUGAGUUCGACAGUGAAGCGAUAAGAUAUAGUGAUAUAGUUUUGCGAACAGUUAAGUUUGAUAUAAGUUUAGUAGUUUUGCGUGAUGUAGUAGUGCUAGUUUUGUCGUGAUUUUUGUCUUACUGUCUUGAAUAAAAAUAAAUUUAUUUAAUUUAGGAAACGUAGCCUCACUUAUCUAUGAUCCCG